Messenger RNA from Schistocerca gregaria, 4404 nucleotides. Its product is annotated as probable nucleoporin Nup54. The coding region runs from base 617 to 2266 and encodes 549 amino acids. NCBI's taxonomy places the organism in Eukaryota, Metazoa, Arthropoda, Insecta, Orthoptera, Acrididae. The record is from RefSeq and is a predicted model, not a curated record. Gene Ontology annotation, cellular component: nuclear pore central transport channel; nuclear pore. The transcript has a single exon. Gene Ontology annotation, biological process: nuclear pore organization; protein localization to nuclear inner membrane; NLS-bearing protein import into nucleus. Gene Ontology annotation, molecular function: structural constituent of nuclear pore.
AACAGUAAGUGUGAUUCUUUCUGUUAAUGGUGGGACAUGGUACAGAUGAAGUGGGGAAAACUAAUUGACAACUGUCCGGUUUCUUAUGAGCAGUAAAUAUAUUUGUUUUCGCGCUCUGUAAAGAAGAUCACUGUACUGAUUUUUUUCUAAUUUAUCAGGAACAGAUAUUAAAAUUUUGUGGAAAAGUUCGCUUACUUAAAGCAGUAAUCAUUAUAUAUUCUGGUGGAAACACAAACACACACUGACGACGGACAGUUGAUAUUGUCAGUGGGUGCUGCAAAACUGUGACAAUAAAGUGUAUCGUUAGCGUAGAAUUUAAUAUCCGUGACAUAUUACAGGAACGCUGCACAGGUUUCGUACUGUCAGUUUUUUUGCAUUAUUUAGCAUCCUGAUGUGAACUAGAAUUCAUUCUCAAUACCCGUUAAUUGAAUUGCGUUUUCCACCACCAUUUAGGUUUUGACCAUGUCUUUAAUAUAGUUUCCUAAUUUCACGGUCGCGUAAUGUUAACAGGUUGGCUGUAAAGCAAAUCUGCGUUGGAAGAACGUUUUUUGUGGCCAAUAAGUUAAGAAUUUGAAAGUGUAGUGAUACUUUUACAGCCCUAUUUUAAGUUAACAUAAUGGCAUUCAGUUUCGGUAAUACUGCAAAAUUCCCAACGCAAACGUCUGCACCAUCUUUUGGUUUUGGCUCCUCGUUAACGACAACCGCUAAACCGGCAGCCACAGGUUUCUCCUUUGGUACUCCUAGUUUUGGCCUUGGUACUACAGCAGCCACAACAACAACAGGUUUUGGUUUUGGCGGCCUUGGAUCAACACAGAAUACUGGAUUCAGCUUUGGUGCCACAACCACGACAGCAGCUGGGACUGGUGGAUUUGGUACUGGCAGUUUACAGUUUGGUGCUGGAUCAGCCGUAUCUGGGACUGGAACUGCUCCGACAUUUGGUGGAUUUGGAACCACAGGCCAGCAACAAACUGGAUUUGGAUCUUUUGGCGCGUUUGGUGCAAAACCGGCGACAUCAAUAGGAGCAUUUGGAAGCACUGGUUUAUUUUCUCAACCACAACAGCAGCAGCAGCAGUCAUUUUUGCAGCAGCAACAAGCGCCUUUGAAAGGGGAAGAGGCCAUUGCAAGGGCUGUGUACUUUGUGCAGAUAUUUGGUGAUGAACGUGAUCAAGUACUGGCAAAAUUUAACAUGCUUCAGGCUUUGUGGGGUUGUGGAAAAGGUUACUAUUUACCUGGCCAACCACCUGUAGAAUUUACUCCUGCUAACCCUUUGUGUCGAUUUAAGGGUAUAGCUUACAGUCGCAGAGUAGAUCCUGAAGAAGCUCGUGAAGGGCUUGUAUUGCUCACGUUUGCAAAGGCAGAGGCAGAUGUGCGAGCUGGUCAGUCGCAGCUUGUCCAGAUCUUGCAAACUGCACUGGGAGAUAGAGCUACGAUUCACAUCGACAGUAUUCGCUCUGUAGGAGCUCAGAGAACAACAGUGAGCCUUUAUGCUGAAGAAGCACAACAGCAGUUAGGAACAGCAAAACGUCGCUGUGGAGCAGCAGAACUGGCAGCGGGCAUACGUCAACAUUUGACCCAGCUGGGUGCAGAGUCAGUGCUGCCCCUUACUCUCCUGUUGUCUCCUGAAGUGGAACGAUACCUUUCAGAGCCUCCUCCAGGCAUUGAUGCCCGUCUCUGGAAACAAGCACAGGCUGAAAAUCCAGAUUCAGCCAAUCUCAUACCUGUCCCGGUCAUUGGGUUUGAAGCACUUGCAGCACGUGCUAAAGCCCAGGAACGUGAGGCAGCUGCACACUUAGCAGCAUUAGAUCGAUCAGCUGCUGAAGUUUCUACUUUGCGUGCAGCAUUGGCACGUACAGCUGCUAAGGUUUCUGAGCAACGUCGCCGAGCACUUUCUUUGGAGCAUAGAGCACUAGUUGUAGUCGGCAGACAGCAGAUCAGACGUAAAGCAGGGCAAGCGCUUGACCCUCGUGAAGAGGCUCUGUUGAGUCGAUUGCAGGCACUUCAAGCCCAUCUUUCUGCUCCAUCUGUUGUUAAAGCUCGACUGAAUGAAAGCCUGUCUCAGGUACGCUUGAGGCGAGGAGUUGAUGGCACAGCAGGACCAGGAAGUGGUUUACGGAGUUCAGCAAUGUUUGGUGAUGACUUAAGAAAAUUUCUGGAAAUGGAACAAGAUGGCAUUGAUCGCCUUGUAGAAGUUGUGCGAUCUGACUUGAGCUCUAUGCGUACAAUUCAGGAAGGACUUUGCAAACUUUUGCCACAGCAGUACAAAUGAGAUUUCACUUAAUUUUGACAAAAAAUGGAAAUACAUGUGAGAUGUGAUCAUUGUGUUUAUGGUGAGCUUCUACAAUGGAGUUGUUCCUACAGCAUUUGGCUGUUUUGUGAAUGAUAUAUUUUCUGUGACUAUUUUUUUACUCAUUUGUUAAAAUUUUAUUAUUGUGCUGUUGGUGUAUUUUGAAUAUAAGACAACUAUCUUGUGCUACAUUUAUAAUUCAUUAAAUUACUACUGCUUCCAGGUCAUAGUAUUGCAUUUAAAAUAUUGUGGGUGAAUUUUAUAUGCAUGGUAUGGAAUCCAUCCUCCAUGCCCAUGCCCCCUUUUUCUCACCCCUCCCUCUCCUGCUUUGCAUACACAGUCAUUCAGACAUGCAGGUGUAACAUGUACACAUUGGUUUAAAGUAAUGCAGAAUGGAAUGAAUCCAAGGGAAUUUUUAACAUGUAAUCUGAAGAGAAGAUGAAAUAUAUUUAGCCAACACCUAGAAUUUAGAGCAUUGUAAAAUGAAAGAAAAAGACCUUAGAUUCAGGGUACAUAUAGGAAUAUAGAAAAAAAAUAGUAGAGUUGCUUAGGAGCUAAGAAGAGAUGAUUAAGAGAAAAAGGAUUGGUCAAACCAAACUGGAAAUUGAAGGGAUGCAACAUUUCAUAAAGCAGGAGUGCAAAACUUCAUGUUAAUGUGGCAAAGUUUCUGCCACAGUCUGAUAAGUUGCUAACAGUGUAUUCAGUGAAUUGGUUUACAUUAUUGUUGAGUAGUCACUUGGUGUGUGUUAAUUAGUGUGGCGUAUGUUUUCCUUUUUAAGUCUUAAUCAUUGCCACAGGUCAAGAGGCAACGACUACACUUUAUUCGAAGAUUUAUUGUUUGAUGGAAUGUACACACAAAUUAGGCCUACUAUGUUGUUAAGGAGUGAGUUGGACAGGGUUGCAGUGUGUUUAUUUAUGGAAUGUACACACAAAUUACUAUGUUGGUAUGAAGCGAGUUGGACAAGGUUGCAGUGUGUUUAUUUAAAAGUUUGGUUCUCUGGCUUUUUUUCAAACUGCCACCUGUUUCUUGAUGUAUGUUUAUCAAAAAAAUUACUUGUUUGUUAAGGGGGGAAAGCCCCGCAUGAUGAAACCAGAACUUAUAAUCGAUGAUUUUAUUAUUGUCCAUUGCUUUGGGCCGUCAUUUGUAAGAAUUGACCUAUUCCAUAACAUCACUAUUUUAAAUGUAUGUUGCUUAUUCAUCAGUUUCUUACAUGAUAGUUUCAAUUUCCUCUCAGUGUGUGAUUAUUAUGUGGAAAUUUCGUAAAUAUGAUUUGAAAAGAGCAAAAUCAAAUGUGGAACUGUUCAGAAGAUUCUGAAAAAGCUGUACAAAAUAAAGUAGUACACCUAUUGUUACACUGAACGAUAGAAAUUUACUAUCUGCAUAAGGGGGACAUUCAGUUCAAACGUUGCAACUGAUUUGUUUGCCCUUUGUUGCACUAUUGCAGUUGGCAAGUAGGCCUGCUUAUUGACCAAAAUUGUGAAGAGCUUGUCAUUUUCAAUAUUCACCCCUCCCCACGUUGUCUUAAUUGAUUUGUAAUCUUCAUAAUAUAAAUCUUCUUGUACUGUGUUUGUAUUCUGCCCCAGAAUGAUCUAACACUUGUCAUUAGAGUGACGAUUUGAAAUAUUUAUGUCCACUUCUCAAAGACUUUUGUUUAUUCAUUGAGAAGACUGAUUAUAUUUUUUUAUUUUCAAUUUUUUUAUGCAGAUGUGCAGAUAAAACAGUGAAUGUAAAAGAAUUUUUUAUAUAGUUUUAAUCUGCUUUGAUUGUCUUUUACAUUACUCCAUGCUGCUUUUAAAAAAAAUUGAAAUCCAUUUUAUAGACAGACUUGUAAUUACUCAUAUGUGAACUUGUCUUCUUUUAGUUUGUUUCUGCCUGCCAUAAAAUAUUGAAAGAUAGUCUACUGAAUAAUAUGAUUUCCAAAAUGUGACUGAACUUUGAUGCAAUACCGUUGUGUGUUUGUAUUUACAUUGGAAUGAUAAAUUAAUACAAUAUAUAGCACUAGCAUAGGUUGACAAAAAUAAUUUAAAAAAAAUUAUUACAUUUUUUUGUAUUCUGUGCAUCCAUACCUAUACAUUCAUAAUUGUGUGAAACUUCUGACAAUAAAUCUUGUUGUACUGUG